AUGUCAUUGUCGAGCAAUGAUGACUGGGGUUGUGUGAGUGAAGAAGAUUUAUUCAUAUCAUGCGGAUCAACGAAAUCACUCGAUGAAUUGGUCGAAUCAAUUACAUCGUCGAACAGUGUCGAUAAUCAUAUCACCGUGAAUCCACUCAAUUUUCCACUUUCUGAUGGAAGUCAAAAUAUUCAGGUAGUGCCUUGUGUCCUGUCAUCAACGGUGCCGAAUCGUUGUGCUCCAAAAAUCUUGAAGAAACGAGGUGUAAUAUACAGUAUACCGAAUGAACGUGACCGUCGUAACUCACUUAAACGUGUCACCUUCGAAGUGGAAAAAUUAGCAGCUGAUGAAUGCGAGGACGGUGUGGAGCGAGAGAAUGGCCGUGCACGCCUUGCCGUGCAGUUGGGUGCACGUGCUUCAAAGAAGGAUUAUUUAAAUUAUAAGGCGCUCAAAGCGGUGAUACACGCUUCAAAAACAGCGCCAUCCACGAAUAAUAACGAUAAGCUAUCAGCGUUGACCGCUCUCAAGAAAACAACUGCCAUCAAAAAGAAAAAUGCCAAACACAACAAUCAAAACAACAGAAAAUUCCAUAAAUAA
This is a messenger RNA of Anisakis simplex (herring worm), 585 nucleotides long. The record is from the annotation of a GenBank genome assembly. Lineage: Eukaryota; Metazoa; Nematoda; Chromadorea; Rhabditida; Anisakidae.